CUGCGAGGGCUCCAGGAGGCUGUCUCUGUCCUGGGAGGCUCUGGGCUCCCUUGUGCUGGCUCUGCUGCUGAGGACGAGGAACCCACGAUGGAUUUAAAAUUACUUCUCAAUACCUCGAUGGUGCAUUUAGAAAUGUUUAAAAUCGUUCUGAGUGAACGUAAUGAUGAAUUAGUGCUCUCACUUCCACAUCUCCUGGAGCUACGUUAAGCUCUUUUACUGCAAGCAUCAGUCCUAAGCUGUUUCAUUAAGUAUUUACUCGUGGCCCUUGUAAACAGCUGUAUUGCAACAGAGCCCCUCAUAUCUGUCUCCUUCAGAAUGUGGUUUAUCAGAGGCUGCGGUCGCAAGGACUUCUGCUUUUUGCUAUAGACGUGUAUACAGAAAAGCAGACCUGUUCUGCAGGGCUCGGCCACGGCGGCGGUGCUGUACCAGGCAGCAGUAGCGAUGCUGCUGCCCAGCGCUGCGAUCGCUGCCCAUGAGGAGGGCUGUCGUGUCGUGUGUUUUGUGGGAAUCAGCAGCCGAGUAUCAUGGCAGGCAGUGUGCAGGCACGGUGCAGGAAUAGGUAUUGGGACUCAAUUCUGAAAACUAGAAGGCAAAUCUGAAAAAUAAAGGUCAUAAGUGCGCGGCCUGGAGGAAAGAAAACAAGGAAAAGUAAGAUUUACAAGAAUGGGCAUGAUCAGCUGAAUAAAUAAAGAAGAAGGAUGAUAUUGGAAGCAGUUGUGCUGCUGAGCUGCACUCUGGGCAUCAGCACGUUCCCCCUGGAAGAGCCCGAAGAUGGAGGCAAGCACUGGGUGGUGAUUGUUGCAGGCUCCAAUGGCUGGUACAACUACCGCCACCAGGCAGAUGUGUGCCACGCAUACCAGAUCGUACACCGAAAUGGAAUUCCAGAUGAACAGAUAAUUGUCAUGAUGUAUGAUGACAUUGCUGAUAAUGACGAAAAUCCAACAAAAGGCAUUGUCAUCAAUAGACCUAAUGGAACAGAUGUGUAUGCUGGAGUGCCCAAGGACUAUACAAAAGAGGAUGUUACUCCAAAGAAUUUCCUUGCUGUUCUCAGAGGGGAUGCAGAAGCAGUAAAGGGGGUGGGAUCAGGAAAAGUACUGAAAAGUGGUCCCAAGGAUCAUGUAUUUGUUUAUUUCACUGACCACGGAGCUCCAGGACUUCUAGCUUUUCCUGAUGAUGACCUUCACGUGAAGGACUUGAACAAGACCAUUUGGUACAUGUAUCAUCACAAAAAGUACCAAAAGAUGGUGUUUUACAUUGAAGCAUGUGAGUCUGGAUCUAUGAUGAAUCAUUUGCCUGAUAAUAUCAAUGUAUACGCAACAACUGCUGCAAACCCCAGGGAGUCAUCUUAUGCCUGUUACUAUGAUGAUGAAAGGCAGACUUAUCUUGGUGACUGGUACAGUGUGAAUUGGAUGGAAGAUUCAGACAUGGAGGAUCUGAGAAAAGAAACACUGCACAAGCAAUUUCAGCUGGUGAAGAAGCGCACCAACACCAGCCAUGUCAUGCAGUAUGGAAACAAAAGUAUCUCCUCUAUGAAAGUGAUGCAGUUUCAGGGCAUGGGGAAGAAAGCUCUCCCCAUUUCUCUGCCACCUGUAGAACACCAUGACCUGACUCCUAGUCCCGACGUGCCUCUCGCUAUCAUGAAACGAAAGCUGAUGGCUACCAAUGAUAUGUAUGAGGCUAAGAAGAUUGCUGCAGAGAUGAAGGCACACCUGGAGGCUAAAGAAUAUAUCCAGGAAUCCAUGCGGAAGAUCAUCACCCUAAUAACAGGAUCAACGGAACUGACUAACCAGAUCCUGUCAGACAGGCUGACCAUCAGCAAUUACGACUGCUAUCAGGCAGCAGUGAACCACUUCAAAACUCAUUGUUUCAACUGGCACUCUCCCUUGUAUGAGUAUGCACUGAGACAGCUGUAUGCUUUGGUCAAUGUCUGUGAAGGAAGAUACUCCAUUGACAGAAUAUUCUUGGCCAUGGAUCAAGUGUGCCGUGGAUAUUGAUGGAAACAGUAGUCUAAUGUAACCCUUACUGCAAGUGAUAAUUUUUCUUAACUGAAAUAAUCCAGACUUUCUGUGCAUGCAACAUGAAGAGUCAACCAGUGCUGAAGCUGUGCUAGGAGCUGCGGGACCUGCCCAGCAGUCUUACAUCACUUGCCAGCACUGUCUCCCCAUUCCCACCUGCCAACAGCCCAAUGGUUUGGCAGAACCAUUUUAUUAGACCACAUGGAGCUUUCAAGAUAGGAAUCUCUGGGUGAACACUACAUAGCAUCACCAGAAUGUGUGCUAAAUUUAAAUAUUGACUCAGAUUCUGGAAAUGAAAAAUUAUAGCAUUGCUAACCAUUACCUUUUUUUUUUUCUUUUUUCUUUAAAUGAUAAUGAAUGCUAUGACAGUGACUAACUUGCAGAUUGGUUGAAGAGUGAAGAAACCAAAGUUUGUUUUUUAAGCUUUAACUCCUUAACAGUUUAAAGAAGCAAAUUGUUGUGUUCAAGAACUAUCAGAUGUUAACUGCACAGUUCAAAUGUGAACAGUAAAAAACCUUUUUGGGUAGAAAACACUGUUUUCCAAAGAAAAAACACAAGUAUCUAAUGCUGUAAAUUUAGCACCAGUAUGCUAUAAUUAAAUGUGUGUACACACAAACGUGUGGGAAGUCACAGAGUUCAGGAAUUGUCUGUGAAUAAAGUUGAUAAUUUCAUCAACCUA
Molecule: messenger RNA, 2694 nt
Organism: Phasianus colchicus (ring-necked pheasant)
Lineage: Eukaryota; Metazoa; Chordata; Aves; Galliformes; Phasianidae
Gene: LGMN
Product: legumain
Biological process (GO): vacuolar protein processing
Molecular function (GO): cysteine-type endopeptidase activity
Source: RefSeq, a predicted model, not a curated record